UUGGGUUGGUGACCUCCGCUUGCCCCAAGGCGGGAGGAGGAACUUCCUGUCCUGAACCGGGCGAAAGGCUAGUCGUGUGUCGAAAAACUACCAGGUGGUUGACUCGCGAACGUCCGUCCGGGAGCCAGAAAGGCUGCGCUCGUUGCCGUUGGGACUUGUGGGCGGGAUGUGCGGGUGCGCGCGCAGGAAGACGGGGUAAAAACGGUGGCUAUAGCUGAGGUAAGAACAAGGGGGGAAAAGAAGCAGGAGGAGACCGGCAGCCCGGAAACUAAAACGAAGUGGCCGUUGGCUGGGGGAUGGAAGUGGAGAAGAUGGAUGAGAAUGAAUGGCGAUACCACGGAGAAGGCAACAAGAGCCUCGUCGUCUCCCAUAGACAGCGUUGUGUGGUACUCCGUUUUUUGAAGUUUCCUCCAAAUCGAAACAAGACACCGGAAGAAAUCUUUCAGCAUCUUCAGAACAUAGUACAUUUUGGCAAACACAUAAUGAGGCAGUUUUUUGGGGAGACAUAUGUUCAUCAUGGGGAGGUUGUACAGCUGUCUUUGGACUUUGUAAAACAGCUUUGUUUAAAGAUCCAGUCAGAGAGGCCAGAAUCUCGCUGUGAUAAAGACAUGGACGCCCUUAGUGGUUAUGCUUUGUGCCUUCCUAACCUUACUAGGCUACAUUUUGUUGAACACCGACCAAUACUUUGUGUAGAGAUUAAGCCCAAAUGUGGCUUCCUCCCUUUCUCCUGCCAUGUUUCACAGGAGAUAAAACACAGAGUGUGCCGUUACUGCAUGCAUCAACAUCUGAAGGUAGCAAAAGGAAAGUGGAAACGACAAAGUAAAUAUUGUCCUCUAGAUCUCUUCUCAGGAAAUAAACAGCGAAUGCACUUUGCCUUGAGAAGUUUAUUACAGGAGGCACAGAAUAACUUAAAAAUAUUUAAGAACGGUGAACUAAUAUACGGUUGUAAAGAUAAUGAGGACUCUCUCUCUGAUUUGAAUGAACUUGCUCGCCAUCUGAAGCCUUUCUUCUUUCCUUCAAAUGGCCUGGUCAGUGGACCCCAUUGUACAAGGACAAUUCUGAAAGAAUUAAUCCAUGUAAUAACAAUGACUCUACUGAGUAGCACAGAUGCUUGCAAAGCAGGUGAUUUGAAGACAGUUCCCUCUUCACAAGGAAGGAGUUUCUGUGAAGCCAGUGCUUUCAGUAAAGAAUUAGUAAGAAAUGGCAAAAAUAAAAUGGACACCUCUGGCUUGCCAAAGGAAUGUCUCCUUUACAAAACACUUCAGGCUCAGAUGCUGGAUAUGCUGGAUAUUGAGGGUGUUUAUCCUUUGUACAACAGAGUAGAGCAAUACUUGGAAGAGUUUCCCAAAGAGAGGAAUGUGUUACAGAUAGAUGGACCUUAUAAUGAAUCAUUCUACGAGAAGCUACUAGAUCUUGCAACUGAAGAUGAUGGGACAGUAGCGUAUGCAUUGACAAAGGUUCAGCAGUAUAGAGUUGCAAUGACAGCAAAGGACUGUUCUGUCAUGAUUGCACUUUCACCUUGUCAACAGGAUGAAUGUACAGAGCAGAAGCAGGUGAUUCUAACUUCUAAAUCAAGAUUCACCUUUUCAGUCUCCGUGUUGGAUCUAGACCUUAAGCCAUAUGAAAGCAUUCACCAUCAGUACAAACUUGAUGGGAAAAUAGUAAACUACUAUUUGAAGAACACACAGGCCAAAGAUGACUUGGUGAUGUCAAAUCUCUUGAAAGAAAAUGAAGACUGCACACUAGUUCUCCAUAAAAUGUAACUGGCUAAAUAUUUAUUGAAUGCAGAAUGGAAAGAAUUAAGUUAUGUUCGUUUUCUAUUUUCAGUUGUGGUUUAAAUUGAUCUGCCUUUCAGAAACACAAUACCACUAGGACCACCUUGAAGGAAUGCAUUUAUGGUAAAACAGACAUAUACAUACCCUGAAGCUAUUAGUAAACGGGUUGCUGGGAAAGUAAUGUUUGAAUCAAAUUACUACUGUAUGAAGCAUAAAAAUGAGUUAUCUUGAACUUGAUUCUUUAAUGCAGGGAACCAGUGUUCCUAUGAGGUCUGCUGAUGAAAUAGGAUGUGAAUUGCUGAGUAGCACUUGCUCAAAAUAAAUGGUAAAAGUAAACUAGUUCCCAUUCAAAGUCAUUCUUGAGCUGGAUAGUUAACAAUAUGGUACUGUCUAGGUUUGCAGCUUGUAUCUUAACAAAUAUAUUUUUGUCUUGUGAGAAGGUUCUAUAAUUUGGUUGUUUCUGAAAGUGGUAUUGUGGUGGCCAUUCUCAAAAGUGAUUUGAAUAAAUGAAAGAAAACAUACAAAACAAGGGAGCUUUGUUAAUGAUAUAGAGAAAAACAGCCUUGCUUUAGUUAAGAUUAAAAACUAUCAAAACAAACUAGCUCUUCCUUAUACAAUACUGCUUUUAAUUGUUCAGUAGAAUAAUUUAAUUACAAAGAAGCCUUUUCUAAUGAUCCAAUUGCUUGCACAAUUACUAUUUUUGUUUCCAUAUAAAAUAAUUCUUAAUUCUAUAUAAAAUAAUUAUACAUGUGCCUCACUGAUACUCAGAAAUCUUCCAGUACACUAAAUGAUUGAGGUUAUUUGUUGAGGGAAGCACUUGUGAAGUCAAAUACUGGCUUUAUUCUCUCUCUCUCUCCCCCCCCCCCCCAGUGUGGUGGGUUUUGUUCUUAAUAUUUUGCAGUGUUCCCAAUUUGAUAUUAAAACCUUGGAAGUCACUCUUCCAGGGCUUGCUAAAAUAAGCUUGUUUGUAACUGAGUUGUUCCCCCUAUGUCAACUCUAUGAACUAGAAACUUACCUCUCAUUAAAUAGGCGUUAAUUAUCUUCAGCAAGGGGCAUUUUCUCUAGAUGUGUCUGUGCAUGAUUUGUUACUGCCUUUUGGUCUCUUGUGUACAAAAAAAAAAUAGGGAAACAAUGCAAUGUGCCUCAGGUUUGAAAGACUAAGGCUCAUCUCUUUUCCUACUGUGCUGUACAAUGGCAGUAGGCUCCACUUACAGUGGCGUAGGAAUAUUACUGUUCUUAUCCUGGCUGUAUGACUGAACCUCUGAAUUUAAAACUCUGGAAAGACAAGUCAUGUCAUAAGCUUAUUGUAGAAUAGGAGAAACUUUAUUAGUGGUUGUUUGGUGACAAGGCACUAUAGGUGGGUGAGGACCAGCUGUGAGAAACCUAGAUUUAAGCUGCUUCAGCCAUUCAAAAAAUGUUAUCUGUAUUUCAGUGUGGGCAUUUAGUGGCAUAAUCUUACGUUCUAAUUGACAUUUUUUGUGUCAUCAGUGAUUUGAUUUAUUCAUCUUUUCAAAGUAUCUGUCCCUAAGGAUCUACAAUAAUAUUCUUGCCAUUACCAAUUAAGCUGCUAUAGUAACAUUAAAUAUAAUGGUAACAUUUCAAAAUUUCUAUAAUAUUAAUAUUUGUUCUCAUGAAUAUUACAUAUAAUUAAAUUUUGUUAGUGCCUCUAGUGAUUCCUAUUACUUAUACAAACUGCUGUAUAAUUAAGCUGAAUUGAUAUCACAAUUUGGUCAUACAGAGGCAGCGGACCUCACAUGAGGCAGCCCAACUGCAGGUUAGGGCAUAUCUCUAGAAUAAGACUUAUAACUGGUUUGAAUGCAGUAAAACCGCCAUGCUUAGUGAUUGGUUACAAUCAGUACUUGCAUUUGUUAGCUAACUGUGAAGUUGCUGUGGUGUUCAGGUAAUAUCUUACUUGGAUCAAGUUUCCUCUUAGUAUGCAAAGUUGCUGCAAGGAAGACAGCUAUUCCCACAGCUCCUGAAGCAAUAUGCAAAAAUAGCUAUGCAGCAAUGUGCAUCUGAUUACAGAAACUAACUAAUCAGAAGUAGGUAAAACUCUACAUUUAUCAUCCAGGGCUAGGGAGGGCAAGAGUUAGAGUGCUGUUUAAGGUUCACAGUUUUGAGCUUCAGGAUUAAGGUUUGUAUCCAAGUAAGCUCUAUUGAGAGUAGACCCAUUGAAAUGAAUAGACCUAAGUUAGUCAUGUCAAUGCGUCUGCUACUCUGAGUAGGAUUAACAUGGGAUACGUUAGGUCUCUACCUCUGAAACUGGCUACAAAGUUUGCUUUUAUGUGAGACUGUUGCAGCACUUUAAAAGAGCUAGGAGAACUUUAACAUGACUUUAUUACUUGUGAGACAGUAGCAUUAACAAGUUGAUCAUAGCCUGAAAAGCAAAAACAAUAAAUAACUGGGGCAUGUUAUAUGUGGGGCAAUGCCCUUGGCUUGCUAUUUUCAUUAUAGGCAAUCUGCCUGUGACUAAAAAAUAUACACCUUGCAUUUUGUAAAUUUGUAGGUUAUGCCUUCUGAUCCAUUGUAAAUCGAAAUAUCACAAUUCUGUUUUAUGAGAGAGGUAUUAGAAACCUGGUUUUGCCUUUUAAUCCCUGUUUGAGGAAGAAGUAGUAGCUGUGAUAUUAAGUGAGGGUGUUUUUUUGCAUCUUGAAACUUGGUUUCAUUUAACUUUUCAGUAUAACUUCUAAAAAUCUGUUACAUAUACAGCUGUGAAUGGAAACUGCCACUUUUUAUAGACUUGAAUUUAUCAGGUUGAUCUGUUAGAGGUUCUAUGAAAUGCUAUGAAAGGUGGGGGAAGCCACUUUGAUUCAGAAAGUUAAAUUUUUAAAAUGAAAUUCACUUAUCUGUUUGGCAUUUUGUAUUUAAAAUGGCUGUAUUUAUUUGUCAUGACAAUUUAUAUAUAUGUGCCAUAAUUGUACAGAUAGCAUGUUUUAUGGGUUUGGUUUCUAAAUGGAAAAUAACUUAAUGUUUAUAUUCAAUAAAGUAUAGAUGCAUA
Messenger RNA from Rhineura floridana, 4773 nucleotides. RefSeq names its product inositol-pentakisphosphate 2-kinase (gene IPPK). Gene Ontology annotation, molecular function: inositol-1,3,4,5,6-pentakisphosphate 2-kinase activity; ATP binding. Gene Ontology annotation, biological process: inositol phosphate biosynthetic process. Gene Ontology annotation, cellular component: nucleus. NCBI's taxonomy places the organism in Eukaryota, Metazoa, Chordata, Lepidosauria, Squamata, Rhineuridae. The record is from RefSeq and is a predicted model, not a curated record. The transcript has 13 exons. The coding region runs from base 297 to 1763 and encodes 488 amino acids.